UGUUUUGAUAGACGUUGUUACAUUUAGCAAUCAAAAAUGAUUGUAUGCCAUCAUCUGUGUGCAUUCUCCUAGAAGCUGGAUGCAAUCCAAAUCUAAAAGAUAAAGAUGGAAAUACAGUUAUCCAUUAUACUGUUCAGUAUGAUAAAACGGAGUGCCUGGAAGAACUUAUCAAAUUUCAGAAAAAAUCUAAAAUGGAUCUUAAUUUAUUAAAUUUUGAAGGAUUAACUCCCCUUCACAUUGCUGUAAAAGUCGGGAGAUUUGAACAAGUGAAACUGCUAUGUUCAGCUGAUAUAAAUAUCAAUGCAACAGAUGGUACUACUGGAAGAACAGCAUUGCAUUAUGCUGUUCAGUUCUGUCCAGCAUUAAUACCAGUUUUAUUAAAUCAGUCUGAAAUAAUUAACGGUCCUAAGGAUUAUGGUGGAAAUACUCCGUUGCAUCUUGCCCUUUCUCGUAAAUUAGGCCAAGAUAUAAUUUCGAUGCUAAGUUCAGGAAAUAUAAUACAUCAAACAAAAAGUGAUGACGAAUCUGAAGAAUCAUCAUUUUCUAGUGAUGACGAAAAAUUAUUCGACGAUGAUCUCCAGAGCAAUUUAGUGGAAGAUUUUAAAGAAAAAGCCGAACUUUGCAUCGAUUCGAACAAAAAAGACGUUAACUUGGAUUCUGGAUAUCAAAGUAGUAGACGUAGUCUCUGCUUUCGUGGGAUCUCCUGGAAGUCGCCGUCUUUUCUUCUCCGCCACCCGUGACUCUUCGGGGGAAGGCGGUUUUAGAGCCGGUACCGAGAACGAAAUGCUCUUGACUGGAAGAAUCCUUAUUAUGGCAAAACUGUUUCCGGAGGCGGAGCUUUCCGCCGACCACACUUUAGA
This is a messenger RNA of Centruroides sculpturatus (bark scorpion), 860 nucleotides long. Its product is annotated as nuclear factor NF-kappa-B p100 subunit-like. Lineage: Eukaryota; Metazoa; Arthropoda; Arachnida; Scorpiones; Buthidae. The record is from RefSeq and is a predicted model, not a curated record. The transcript has 6 exons. The coding region runs from base 45 to 740 and encodes 231 amino acids. Gene Ontology annotation, molecular function: protein binding.